GACUUAGGGGGGAGAGAGAGAGAGAGAGUCAAUUUGUGAGGCUUGAAAGAGACUUGUAAUUUCGCUUCUUCUUCAAUGUGAAAAAUUGAAAUAACAAAAUGGAUGUAGCUCGAUACAGAGAGUGAAUCACUAUAAAUUUUGUGUUUGUGUGAGUAGUUAUAUUUAGUCCCUUCUUAGCUUUAUUUUCACCCUCAUAACUAGUUCACUCCUAUUCAACUUUUCUUUCUUCUUCUUGGCCGUUAUACCAAUGGAGUAUUCCAACGUGUUUGGAGGAUCAGGUGAAGAAUGUAACAGCUGUGAAUCUGGUUGGACCAUGUAUAUUGGCUCUGAUCAUGAGGAUAUUGAAGAUUAUCUUGAUAUUACUGAUGAUAAUGAUGAAACAGAUGAUGAUGAUGAUGAUGAUGAUGACAGUGAUGAUUCCCUGGCUUCUGAUGCAGCUUCUGGCCCAAGUUAUCCAUAUGGAAAUGGAGAGAGUGCUUCCCAUUUCAAGCAUGUUGAAAAAGUGGAGGAUGGUGGCUCAAGCAAGAAAGCUAAAAGACAAAGACAAAUGGAAAAACAAGAGGCUCAAAUGGGAAAAAAUCAUGAAGAGAAAAAAGAGCUUGCUUCUAAGAGAGCUUCUGGUCAAAGUGAUUCCAAGGUAAAGACAAAUAAUUUCUGGAUAGGCAAAACAAAAUAGAGCAUUUGUUUUCUUUUCCCCUCUCGUUUCUGGUCUUUUUCCUUUCAGCUUUGUAGAGGGGCUGAAACUGGAUGCAGUACUUGAUCAAAAAUAAUACCUUGGAAUCACCCAAAA
Mangifera indica (mango) is the source of this 790-nucleotide messenger RNA. Its product is annotated as protein SUPPRESSOR OF PHYTOCHROME B 5-like. The transcript has a single exon. NCBI's taxonomy places the organism in Eukaryota, Viridiplantae, Streptophyta, Magnoliopsida, Sapindales, Anacardiaceae. The record is from RefSeq and is a predicted model, not a curated record. Gene Ontology annotation, biological process: cytokinin biosynthetic process. The coding region runs from base 248 to 676 and encodes 142 amino acids.